GACUGCUGCUGCUGCAGAGAGCCGAUAGAGGAAGAGGCUCUGUGGGUGCAGCAGUUCAUGUUAGCACCGUUACUGUUAGCAGGCUGACAUCUGGUUCCUUGUGUUUGAUUAUAAAACUAAUAGCUGUUUAUCAAACCAGAGUCAAGGGUUGUAAUCGAGGCUCUCCGACGACGACUGCUUCUUCAAGAUGAGCUUCCUGUUUGGCAAUCGCUCAUCCAAGACCUUCAAGCCGAAGAAGAACAUCCCAGAAGGCUCCCACCAGUAUGAGCUGCUGAAACAUGCCGAGGCAACACUGGGCAGUGGGAACUUGAGGCAGGCUGUCAUGCUGCCCGAGGGAGAGGAUCUCAAUGAGUGGAUUGCUGUCAACACGGUGGAUUUCUUCAACCAGAUCAACAUGCUGUACGGCACCAUCACCGAGUUCUGCACGGAGACCAGCUGCUCUGUAAUGUCUGCUGGACCAAGAUAUGAGUAUCACUGGGCUGAUGGCACCAAUAUUAAGAAGCCCAUCAAAUGCUCUGCGCCCAAGUACAUUGACUACCUGAUGACCUGGGUGCAGGAUCAGCUGGAUGAUGAGACUCUUUUCCCCUCCAAGAUUGGAGUUCCUUUCCCCAAGAACUUCAUGUCUGUGGCCAAAACCAUCCUGAAGCGUCUGUUCAGGGUUUACGCUCACAUCUACCACCAACAUUUUGACUCUGUGAUGCAGCUGCAGGAGGAGGCUCACCUCAACACCUCCUUCAAGCACUUCAUUUUCUUUGUUCAGGAGUUCAACCUCAUCGACAGGCGAGAGCUUGCUCCCCUGCAGGACUUGAUCGAGAAGCUUGGAUCCAAGGACAGAUAGACAUUUCAUCACACCUCUCCUCUUUUUUAACAGUUUCUUUUCCUCCUUUGUCCUUUCUCCGUGACCUCUGCUACCUCUACGACUUCUAGUCUCAACUCAUACAAUCUGUGCCUUCUUCUUUUCAUUUCACAAAUGUUUGUACUGUACCUUUCCUUUUAUUCCUUCUGUCAUCUUUUAUGCUGUCUUUGAGCCCUUUCUUCCAUUUUGCCACUCUAGAUCAUAUAAAAUAGUGUAGUGUAGUAAGAAUAUUUUUUCACAGGACUGUUGUUAACGACUCUGUAAAAGCAACCUACUGAAUUUUGUAUUGGACCAAGGACAUUUUGGAAGUUAAAGUGAAAACCAGCUUUUUUUUCCUUCAGAAGUUGGUGUACAGUGUUUUGAUUGUCUAAACACUUUUUUAGUUAUUGAUAGGUUAUAGGUGUUAUCUUUUAGCUAUUGGAAUUACUGUAACUGACCAAAUAUCCCAAUCUUUUUUAAGAUGUUUUUUAGUGUACAGUGGAGAGUAAAGAUGGCACGAAAAGUAGUGACAUGAAACCGGUCUUGGGUGGACACACGUGACAAUACAAGUGCGUGGAAGGUAUUAUCAGUCUAACAUGAAGACCGCCACAAAAAUACACCAGUAUAUAGUUUAUAUCUCUCUGUCACAAGCUAGUUGUGUAUCUGAUAUUCCCCGUAUGCCAACAUGAUUCCUAUUGACACGCUCUUUGACACAGUUUUAUUGUGAAGGGAUGCAGUGAUAGACGAUGUGAGAUGCCUUUGUUCUUGCCCCACGAAAAACACCACCUUCGACUAAAUUAUAGCUAUUUCAAUUUGGUAAUGCAAUUUUGUGUUUUGCACAUUUUUUCGGCUAUUUUCUUAAUUAAAAUAGUAUAAUUCAAGAUAUUGUGCUUACAGGGAUACUUUUAAACUGCUUGAUAGUUAUUAGUAAUAGCCACUUAAAGCUUUUGUAAUCAUGACCCCAUAAAGGAGUUGUAUUGUAGAAAUCAUCCUGUCGUCAGCAAUAAUAGUCUAAUGUGAAUUCUUUUGUUUUUAUUGUCAUUUUGGUUCAUUUUUUUGUGGUGCCGAUUUAAUUGUGGAAAUGCAUAUUUCAUCUUUCAAUGCUGGUACUUUUUUUUUAUUUUUUUAUUAAAUAAUUCCCCCGCUGGAUUAUAAAAUAGAGCAAUAACUAUUGAACCUGUGCGCAAUAAGUAUGAGUGACCUGAGGUAUUUGUAGUAUUUCCACAGAUACCUUUAUUAACCUUGGUGCAGGUAUCAUGGUCAUUUCCUGUGCUUAACUCUGGCUACAACAGCAGGGCUGUUUGUACUGCCAUCCUUUCACAAACUAAUGCAGAUAGUAUUCCCGAUGAAUGUUUUAUUCGGCAGACUAAAGGAAUUGGUCCAUAACUUUCUUCAUGUUGGACCUAAAUUCAUAUCAGACAAUCAUGUAACCAAUUAAGAACUGUUAGUUAACUUAAUGCAUCACCAGGAACCAACCAAUGUGAUAGGGUGCAGCAGCGUGUUCAUUUUAUAAUGUACUACUUUUUAAGAUGUUGAAAACCUUUCAACAAUGUGAAAAAAACAUGUUUUUACACUUUAACUGCAAUUUAUCCACUCUUAGGCCCUCAAGCUGCUUGGAGAAAAAAAAAAUCAAGCUAGCACCCAUUAAGUGAAUCAUCUAUAGGCAUAUCAAUGUAUUUUACAAGACCGGGUUAUUUCAAAGACUUUAUUUGAAUAUAUAACUAGUCCUCUUUCACCACAUAUUUUUGAAAUGUAUUGCUUUUUCUCACAAUUUUGUUUUUAAGCUUUUGGCAUGGAGUUACAUUUCAUUUUACAUUGUAAAAUAAGUAUUUGACUUAACUUUUUCAAAUAAGGAACAAGGGCUUUGAAAUGAAUUAAAAGUUUUAUAUAUUUACGAUAAUGGUCCAAUCAUUGGGGGGGGGGGGCAUUUUGAAUGGGAGGAGGUGCGAGGAUGUAUGUACUGCGUCCGAACAUUUGCUGUAAAUAUGAUCAGUGUUUUAUCUGAACAAAACUGUGCCUUACAAAAAUGAAAAUGUCUGAUAUGACAGUAUUGGUAGAUUGAAAACUCAAUAAACACUGAAAGUACA
Messenger RNA from Sebastes umbrosus (honeycomb rockfish), 2922 nucleotides. RefSeq names its product MOB kinase activator 1A (gene mob1a). Lineage: Eukaryota; Metazoa; Chordata; Actinopteri; Perciformes; Sebastidae. Gene Ontology annotation, cellular component: cytoplasm; nucleus. The record is from RefSeq and is a predicted model, not a curated record. Gene Ontology annotation, molecular function: protein kinase activator activity. Bases 188 to 838 code for a protein of 216 amino acids. The transcript has 6 exons. Gene Ontology annotation, biological process: hippo signaling; positive regulation of protein phosphorylation.